UAAUAAUUAUGAGAGUAGAUUUCUUGUACCAUAAUUUGACAAGAUUUCAAUGUUUCAUUACAGGGUACACACGGCAAGCUUUUGGUGUCAUCAUGGAAUCAGGGGUCUAGACUGGUCAAGACUGGCGUCUUUCUUCCGAAAUUGCACAGUACGCAGUGUAACCCCAAUCAAAUCUGAGAAAGAGUCUUCAUGUCAAAAGAAUGUAUGUAACUGUCGUCUUGAGGAUCCUGACCAGUCUCCAGGGGCCCAGAAAUCUUUUUUCUGUCACUCCCUAUCCCAAGGACCUCUAUUUAUCAGUGUCCAGUCCUUAAAAGUGAAAUUUAGAAUUCAGACCGGCCGAGCUUUCCUUUCGACAUUUUAUUCCGAAAAACAAAACGACCAGUUGCAGGGCCAACUAGAUAGUAGCUUCUAGUCCGAUGAUCGACUUCUAAAAAAGGCGUUAUUCGCAUUGAUGAUGAUAUUGGAUCUGGAUCUCGAUUUGGUACCGAACACAGAAUCAACCAAAUUUAAGUCAAUCGUCGAUUUGGAGGGCUUGGCAGAUGUUGGAGAAACGGGAAAUAAAAAAAAUUACACUACUAAACUUUAAUGCGCUUUUGGUAAGGACCCCAAUGUAUAACAAUAAUAUGACUAGGCGUAGCAUUGAAAAAGUUUUUAUUAAGCUUUUAUCACUUUAUUUGAGGAAACUGUAACCAUCCAUUUUAGAACUAUAGAACGAUGUUUAUUUUAAUAAAUAUUUAAUGCACGACAAAAUGCGAAUACUUUUGAUUUACCAUUACCUUUUUGAGGGGACAUGUCGGUUUUCCAUACUCUUUUGGAAACAUAUUCAAAUUACGUUUAUUUCAAAGUACUAAGCCGUAUAAUUGCGUAAUUUCCUAAAGUUUUGCCAGAGACGCUAAGAGCAAGCAUUAGCAAGUUCGAUUCAGUGACCUUUUUUUUGUUUUCCGGGUAUGAAUCGAGUGACAGGAUGCCCUCCCUGACACCCGCAGUCCGGACCGUACGGUGUCUGUAGGGCAUAGUGAUUCCACAACCUAGC
Molecule: messenger RNA, 1033 nt
Organism: Trichoplusia ni (cabbage looper)
Lineage: Eukaryota; Metazoa; Arthropoda; Insecta; Lepidoptera; Noctuidae
Exons: 5
Coding region: 50-412 (120 amino acids)
Source: RefSeq, a predicted model, not a curated record